UAGUCUUUGGUUAACAUUCAACGAAUACAAAGCUCAGUGCCACGUUUUAUUUUUUUCCCCCGCACGUAUAUUUACUUUCACACACGCUCUUUAAUAAAAAAAAAGAAAAGUCAGAAAAGUGAAAUUCAAAAGUGCAUCUUUAAAUUCUUUUCCAUCAAUAUUUUUACAUUCAGGUGCGAACAAAUGAUGUAGGUACUAAGAAAGGUGAUAAAACAGAUAGCAGAAUUUCAAAGAUAAGGCACAAGACUGCAAAUAUAUAGUUGAAUUUUAUUAUUAUUACUGGAAGUAAAAGACAAAAACGAAAAAGAACCAGCCAUCCUCAUGUGUCUCGGCAGAGAAAAAACUGGUGGAAGCAAAGAAAUGUCACGGAAUAGACAAAUUAAAGUGACUGCAGUGGGAGAUGGAAUGGUUGGCAAAACUUGCAUGCUAAUUACAUAUACAAAUAAAAAGUUUCCUACAGAGUAUGUUCCCACUGUUUUUGAUAAUUAUCCGGACCAAAUAAUGUUGGAUGGUGAGGAAUUUAACGUGACACUAUGGGACACUGCAGGUCAGGAAGAUUAUGAAAGACUGAGGCCUUUAUCCUAUCCCCAUACUGAUUGCUUCCUGCUUUGUUUCUCGGUUAGUGCUCGAAGUUCAUAUGAAAAUGUGGCCAGUAAAUGGCAUCCGGAGAUAAAGCAUCAUUGUCCCAACGUUCCGAUAGUUCUUGUUGGUACAAAAAGUGAUUUGAGGAGUCAAGAAAAUUUAGAUAUAGUGACACAACGAGAAGCGAAAAAAAUGAAAAAGAAAAUUAAAGCCUACAAAUAUGUCGAAUGCUCGGCAAUAAAACAAGAAGGACUUGAACAAGUAUUCACAGAAGCUCUAAGAGCCGUUUUAAAAUCACCGUCAUCGAAAAAAUUUUGUUGUGUAUAGUUCCAUGAUGAAAAAAAAAAAGAAAAAGGUAGAAUAAUAAUUAAUGUCCAUAUAUAAAUAAAUAUAUUAAUUAAAAAAUAAAUAAUUUAACGAUAUUAUUUUUUGAUAAAAAAGAAAAUUAAAUUUUUCUUAUCAAAAGUAAGUCAUUAAAUAAUUUAUUUAGUAAAUGGAAUUUUUUUAAAAAAAAUUUCA
Leptopilina boulardi is the source of this 1101-nucleotide messenger RNA. Its product is annotated as ras-like GTP-binding protein RhoL. Lineage: Eukaryota; Metazoa; Arthropoda; Insecta; Hymenoptera; Figitidae. Gene Ontology annotation, biological process: small GTPase-mediated signal transduction. The record is from RefSeq and is a predicted model, not a curated record. Bases 322 to 909 code for a protein of 195 amino acids. The transcript is spliced from 6 exons. Gene Ontology annotation, molecular function: GTPase activity; GTP binding.